CUCGUUCCAAAGAGAUUGAAUGAAUUCUGUUGCAUUUUCUUCAAACUAGAGAUCAUACAUGUUUAGUCGAUAGUGCACUAUAAAUUAAAUCGACUAAAAUGUUUUAUUCUUUAGUCUGGUUUCAGCACAUGCCUGCUAUUAAGUAUCAAUUUUAUCUCAAGGCCGUUCAGACCAUAUGUGAGUAGGUAAUUCGUUUUUGAAAGCAAGAAUUGAAUCAACAACGCGCUUUCGCUCGCUUUUGGCGCUAUAUUAUGCCCUAAUAGUUUCGUAUCAGUUAAUAAUGGUUCUGUUUCUUGUUUACACAAGUGAAUAGAUGAAGUGACGUUACUCUAUCUUGAAUACUUGUGAUAUCAGCGAGUUAAAUGAAUGUUUCAAUGUUAUCUUUUAAGUGAGAAAAUUAGUUAAAUAGCAUAUUUUCGCCGGCAGAAGUACUUGGUUAAUAAGAAAAUAAAGCAUAGGAAGCUUUCAGGAUGGAAGAUGUUGAUUAUUUUGUAGACAAACUUAAGUCAUACGGCGUUGGUCGUCGGAAGCUCGAUGAUAUAUUGUUUGUGAAUGACAAACCGCCGCCCAGGCUCGGCGUAUACGACUUCGAUGAGGAAAACUAUUGUCAUGAAGUGAUACAGUCAAUAUGUAACAUUCCAGGGUGUACUUAUACCUCCGAAUCUCUACUGGAGUUUGAAAACCAUUACAAUUCGUGCCAUAGAUACUCUUGCGCCGAGUGCAAAAAGGUUUUACCUUCGCCGCAUUUCCUAGACCUGCAUAUACAGGAAACUCACGAUUCGUUUUUUGCUGUUUUAGCGGAAAGGAAGCCUUCGUAUUGCUGCUACAUCGAAGAAUGCAAACUAAAAUUCAAUACUGGCGAAGAAAGAAACCAGCACUGUGUUAAAGAACAUAAAUUGCCAAAAGAAUUUAGGUUCGAAACGAAACCGAAAGGCAAAACUAAGAAAAAGUCAAAAGCGAACAAAUCGACUGAUGAGGCCGCCAUGGACCUAGACCCAGCGAGUACUAGCGAAGGUAAAAGCAAAUUUCUAUUCAAUAAUAGCAAAUUAAAGACCUUUGCUAAAUACACUGGGCGGAAAUUUACAAAGAGCGAUGACAAGAAAAGCUCUAAAGACGUAAACAUGGAUGCCGUAAUGACUGAUUUAAAAGAAAGUUUACCGGAAUAAAAAGAAAACUAGGUUUAAAUAUAU
This is a messenger RNA of Trichoplusia ni (cabbage looper), 1190 nucleotides long. Its product is annotated as protein lethal(2)k10201-like. The coding region runs from base 471 to 1166 and encodes 231 amino acids. Lineage: Eukaryota; Metazoa; Arthropoda; Insecta; Lepidoptera; Noctuidae. The record is from RefSeq and is a predicted model, not a curated record. The transcript is spliced from 4 exons.